Molecule: messenger RNA, 1125 nt
Organism: Meloidogyne enterolobii
Lineage: Eukaryota; Metazoa; Nematoda; Chromadorea; Rhabditida; Meloidogynidae
Source: the annotation of a GenBank genome assembly
AUGACAUCAAGAAUUCAUAGGCUCUGGUUUCCUGGUGAUGGAAGGCCUCGUGUUUUUUUGCCCGAUUUUUGGAUAAAACUUUUGGAACCUCAUAAGGUUGGGUAUAUGCGAUUACCAAAGAAUGCUGCAAUGUUUGAAGUGGAUCUGAGGAUGUCUCGAUUUGAUGUCCGAGAAUAUUUGGAAAAAAUUUACAAAUUUCCCGUACGUGAUGUUCGUUUAAGAAAUGUGGAAGGAAAAAUCACUUGGGAUCAUCCAUUAGAUAAACAAAAGAGAAGAGCAUUGUGGAAGGAUGAGGACAAGAAAAUAGCUUUUGUUUUCUUUAAGGAUUUUGUCGCAGAAUUCCCUACAUUAUUUACUGGUGAAGAAGAUGCGGAUGAAAAAAGAUUAGAACAAACUAGACGAGGAAAUGCAAACAAGAUGAACAUUGAUUUUAUUAAUAAGGAUCGAGCUGGAGUUGGCGUUUCAAAAACAAGUUUGGCUCAAUUCAAGGAACGCUUCAAAUCUCUUCACCAGAAAAGGGAGGAAUCCAGAAAAAUAAAUCAUGAACAAGUAGUUGAAGAAGAUAGACGUUCAAAAUUGCCGGCUAAUUUUGAAGCGAAAAGAAGAAGACAAGAAUGGGAAUUGGCAGAACUUGAAGCGAAAAAGAAAGCGGAGGAGAGAGGCGAAGAUUUCGAACGUUUAAAAGCUUUGGAUACACAAGCUGAUGUGGCAGAGAAGAUGGAAACGGCGAAAAGAAGGAAAAAUAAUCCGGACACGGGAUUUGCUAGUUACGAGGCAAUGUCUCUUCGUCAAUAUGAACGUCAAACAAAUUCAAUUAAACCGGACAUGGAGUCUUAUCAAAAAAUGAAAGAAGUUAUAGGAGAAGAACAAUUUUAUCCAUCAGCCAAUACACUCAUCCAAGGUUCUCAUUAUCCAACAGAUAAAGCAUUGGAUCGUCUUUCUGAAGAUGUUCACAAUCAAAUGAAAAAACGAGAUCAAUAUCACCGUAGACGUAUGUUUGAUCCAGAUGCACCUAUCGAUUUUAUUAAUGAACGUAAUCGUAAAUUUAAUCAUAAAUUGGAACGUUAUUAUGGAAAAUAUACUGCAAAUAUUAAAGAAGAUUUGGAACGUGGAACGGCUAUUUAA